AUGCAUACGUUGAUUAUGGUUAAUAUUCAAGAGUUAAGUCCUUCUGUUGUUGUUUGUUAUUAUGAUCUUUCAAAAUCAUAUCAGAAUUUUGUUUUUUAUUAUUUGGCAAUCAUCAAUAUUCUUUUUUCUUCUAUAAUGAUUAUUCUAUGUUCAUUAUCUUUUAAAAAUGUUCGUCAUAUACGAAUUGUUCCACGUCAACAACGAAAUCAAGUUCGAUCAAUGACAAAAAAAGAUUUUCAACUUCUUCGCUGUUUAUUUGCUCUUGUUAUUGUCACUAUCAUCUUUCGUAUUGGAAUUAAUAUAUUCUACGCAUAUUCAGCUAUUACUAGAGAACAAAUACGAACACAAUUACAUCAAGACAUCGAUACGUUCUUAAAUAACUUUCUUUCUUUAUUUUUUAAUCUUUCUUAUUCUGUAAGUUUUAUCGUUUUUGUUGUUAUUUCCAAGGCUUUUCGAUGUGAAUUGAAACAAAUGGUAUACAAGAUGUUUGGAAGAGAUCAAAUACCAAUGCGAGAAGAAGAAAAUGGAACAGUAAAUACUAUUGUUGUUAGUAAUGUCAUAGUACCGACUUAA
Adineta steineri is the source of this 573-nucleotide messenger RNA. NCBI's taxonomy places the organism in Eukaryota, Metazoa, Rotifera, Eurotatoria, Adinetida, Adinetidae. The record is from the annotation of a GenBank genome assembly.